Messenger RNA from Racocetra fulgida, 1563 nucleotides. The record is from the annotation of a GenBank genome assembly. NCBI's taxonomy places the organism in Eukaryota, Fungi, Glomeromycota, Glomeromycetes, Diversisporales, Gigasporaceae.
AUGAAUAUAGCAGCAAAAGAUGUUGAAGAUCUCCCACCACCGCCAUCAUUUGAAGAAAGUUUUGGGGCUGAACAAGUACCUGAGAAGAUAAGAGAAAUUCAGACCUUAAAUUAUUAUCCGCAAUCUGUUCCAACAAACGUUCCGAUAGAUUUUAUAGUAAAUGAAAAAUCAUCUAUUAGCAAUAUGGACUUUAAAAAUGACAUUAGUAAUAAUAUGAAUCAGAUUAGCAAUAACACGAACAAUAUAAGUCAGAUUAAUAACAAUAUGAAACAAACUAAUAAUAACAUAAAUCAUAUGAAUAAUCAUAACCGAAACCCUAACAAUCGAAACCCUAACCGAAACUCUAAUAACAGAAAUCCAUCUAUUCCAAACAAUCAAAAUCAAAGUCCUGAUAAUAAACGUCAAAGUCCUCCUAUUCAAUAUCAAAGUCCUGUUGUUCAACAACAAAGUCCUGUUAUUCAACAACAAAGUCCUGUUAUUCAACAACAAAGUCCUGUUAUUCAACAACAGAGCCCUGUAAUUCAACAACAGAGCCCUGUAAUUCAACAACAGAGCCCUGUAAUUCGACAACAGAGCCCUGUUAUUCAACAAAAGAGUCCUGUUAUUCAACAACAAAGUCCUGUUAUUCAACUAAAGAGUCCUGUCAUUCACCAAAAGAGCCCUGUUAUUCAACAAAAGAGUCCUGUUAUUCAACAAGAGAGUCCUGUUAUUCAACAACAAAGUCCUGUUAUUCAACAACAAAGUCCUGUUAUUCAACAAAAGAGUCCUGUUAUUCAACAACAGAGCCCUAGUGUUCAAGAACAGAGUUUUGAUAUUCCUGCUGCACAACCAGAUUCAGAUGCCCAAUUUGAUGAAGGAGAAAAAAUCAUAUAUGCGGCACCACAUCAACCGGUAGUCCAAAAACCACCCCCAUCUCCACCACCACAGUAUGUGUAUGUGAACAAUCCUAAUCCACAGCCAAUUUACGUCAAUAACUCAGUCGUAAAUCCUGUUAAUGCAUAUACAAUGCGGCCGAUUGUUCCUCAAAUUCCGUCUGGCAACGUAGUUUAUCUUAAUAAUAAUAAUAUGAUCGGAUCGACACAAAUGCAACCUAAAAUUGUUCCCGUUCUUCCGGUAGCAACACCUCAAUUGGUAAAUCAAAUCCAACCUGUUAAGCAAAAUAUUAUAAAGGUUCAACGGCCAAUUCAACAACCACCAAUUCAAUCAAUUCAACAGCAACAACAAAUUCAAACUAUUCAACAAUCACAAAUGUUUGCCACUUCACCAGCUGUUGUGCCUACAUAUGUGAUUAAUGCAGAUGGAAAAAAUAUAAACCAAUCUCAACAGAUUCAACAGAUGCCGAUGCCGAUGCCGAUGCCACAGCCAUAUCAACAACGAAUUCAACAACAAAAUCUGCCACAAAAUCAACCACUGAAUGUACCAUUAAAUCGACCACUGAAUAUACCACAAAAUCGACCAUUGAAUGGAUCACAAAAUCUACCACUGAACGUGCCACUAAAUCAACCACUGAAUAGACCACCAUAUCAACUACUGCUUCGACCACAAAACCAGCAGAAUCAAUAG